This is a messenger RNA of Chara braunii, 1438 nucleotides long. NCBI's taxonomy places the organism in Eukaryota, Viridiplantae, Streptophyta, Charophyceae, Charales, Characeae. The record is from the annotation of a GenBank genome assembly.
GUCGGCGGGAGGUGGUGGGCGCCACGCGACAGCAGAUGUGGCCGAAUCGCCCGUGUCGGUUGUGUGGAGAGGAUCAUCGCUCGUGUUUCCACCAUGCGCGCAAGCAGCGACGGGGACCGCACCGACAACGGCGAGAUGUACGGCGAGGGAGAUGGGCUUGACGACGACGACAUGGUGGGUGGUGGCGAGGACGACGCGAAUGUUCAGCCACCGCCGCCCGCAGAAGGACGAAUCAACGGUGGAGCUGGCAGGGGCAAGGGAAGCGGGAAAGCGAAGGCGUCAGGCGGGGAUGCGGGGGUGGCCUCAGGCGGGGGGCGCACGUACUGGAGCCUGGACGAGUCUCUUGUUCUCGUUCGGUGCAAGAGAGAUCAGGAUGAGGCUAUGGCGGCUGCCGGGUCUACCUUUGCGCGGAUUAAAACGAGAGAGUGGAAAUGGACGGACGUCUCCAAACGGAUGUCUGCUUACGGGGUGCACAAAGAGUGGGAUGCCUGUAUGAAGCGUUGGGAGAAUGUGAUUGGGUGGUACAGGAAGGUUUGGGAUAGGGAAAAGGAGUCCCGUAUGCAGUCUUUUUUCACAACGACUCCCAAGGAACGGGCCGCGAAGGGGUACAAGUUCCAGAUGGACUGCAGGUUGUACGACGCUGUCCACGCUAUGCAGCAUCGCAGCCAGACCGCUCAUCCUCCGAAUUUGGUGGACACAGGGGCAUCACAGCAGCAACAGGGUGGAGGGGCGGGGGCCGAUGGUGUCCCCGGGGGGGAGACAUCUGCGAGUGAUAACUGCGAGGGGGGCGCCGGGGACACGAACGGGGUUAGGCCGCCCGGAGGCCCGAAAAUUGUGAAGAGGAAGAGUGCUCGGCAAAACGCAUUCGAAGCGGUGACCGACGUCAUGCAGUCCCACUCGAAGGUGGUUGCAGAAUCAGUCGAUCGGGCCAGUAAGCGGCAGUGCGAGGUGAUUCAGCGUCAGUGUGACAUUAUGGAAAGGGAGGUGGAAGCACAGGAGUAGGCCCGCAUCCAUCACCGCAGUAACAUGGUGUACGAGCUGCGCCACCGUAGAGGGGAUACACGUGGGCGGGAACUGCAGUUCCGCCACUUGUGCAGCCGCAGCGAUGUCCGCAAUUACGAGGUGGACAGUAAUGGGGCGACAUGCCUUCGUGUCACUGCGGGCCUGGGGUACUCAAGAAGAGCGCUACGGGCGGUUGUCAUCUACGCUGCGAAGGUGGGCAACCAGAUUCCCAACCGGCGGGAUGCCGAGGUGGACGUGCUGCGGGAGAUAGUGGAGGUCUUCGUCUCCAGCCUCGCCAUGGAACACCAAGAGCGUCUGCAUCAUCCUUCAUCGUACUCCGUCAUCCUGGAACCGCCGCUUGAGGGGGGGGGGGAACUGCACGGGGAAGUGGAGGUUUUACGAGAUGACCUGUAGUGCGGAUGUCUCCACGGCGAGA